This is a messenger RNA of Medicago truncatula (barrel medic), 595 nucleotides long. RefSeq names its product LOB domain-containing protein 19. The coding region runs from base 2 to 595 and encodes 197 amino acids. The record is from RefSeq and is a predicted model, not a curated record. The transcript has 2 exons. NCBI's taxonomy places the organism in Eukaryota, Viridiplantae, Streptophyta, Magnoliopsida, Fabales, Fabaceae. Gene Ontology annotation, cellular component: nucleus. Gene Ontology annotation, biological process: positive regulation of DNA-templated transcription; hormone-mediated signaling pathway.
GAUGGAUUUGGGAUGUGGUGAUGAGGGUGGUGGACCUUGUGGAGCCUGCAAGUUUUUGAGGAGAAAGUGUGUGAAAGGUUGUUGCAUAUUUGCACCAUAUUUUGAGUCAUCAGGUCAAGGAAGUGCUCAUUUUGCUGCAGUUCAUAAGGUUUUUGGUGCUAGCAAUGCUGCUAAACUACUCACACGUAUUCCAGUUCAUAAGCGUCUUGAUGCUGUUGUUACUCUUUGCUAUGAGGCUCUUGCUAGGGCUACUGACCCUGUUUAUGGUUGUGUUGCUCACCUCUUUGCUCUUCAACAACAGGUUGUGGAGUUGCAAGCAGAGUUAGCCUAUGUACAAGCCCGUCUUUCAAUAUUGAAUCGAAUCUCUGAAGAUCCUCAAUUUCAACAGCCUCAAAGCUCUUCAAUAUCACCAACUUUGCAAUCAUCCUUACUUCAUCAUUUCUCAUCAAACAAUGAAACUUCUUACAUGUCCAUGCACUUUGGUCAUCCUCUUCAAAAUCAAUAUCAUCCAACACCUUUUGAAAAUCCAUCAUACUAUUCUUAUAAUCAACAACUUCAUGACCAGGAAUUCCAAGCUUUGCCUAGAGAAUUUUAG